AAGUUGACAUAAUUUUCUCCCCCAAAUCUUUUAAAGAAUUUCCAGAACAGCGGGAUUUAUGAACCGUUUCAUGCCAAGGGAUAAUGAAAGCAAAUUGUGAAGUGAGCAAGCAAGUAUUGACGUUGUUUAUGAUAUUAAUAUGAAUCAAUGUGCGGGAAGGAAAAGCAGUUGACAACAUGUUGUGGUAAAUAGCGAGAUCUAUGCCCUCCCGUCAACCAUUAUCGAAGAAAUGAAAUGGGUGCUUAGAUGGGAUGGGUUGUCAUUUCCGGCCAAAAAAUGCUCAAUUUCCUGCGGCUGGUUUGCUUUGGCCGAGGACAGAAGGGGAAGAAAUUCGCCUUGGGCGGCCAAUUUUUGUCCGUAAUAAUCUUUAGAAAUCCAGAAUUUCCUUCCAGAUCUCUGCAAUGCGUUUUGUGGAUUAUUAUUUAUGACUUCCAGUGAACCGCUGUUGUCACUAUCAUCUUGUAAUCCAAAUCCUUCACCUGUGGAGCUGCCACAUCCGCCUUUGAAUGUUGGCCCUCUGAGCUGCCUCUGCCCCACAGCUUCCUUCUCCUCUUCAAUUUAUGAUGAUGCUCAAAGCAAUUCCUUAGAUGCAAAGGACAAUGAUACUGUCUCUGUUGGAGAAGCAGAUUGUUAUCAAAAACCUCUUGACGACGAUUCUGUUGUGACCUUAGAAAGGUUCCAAUCAGCAGAGUCCCAGUUCUUCCAACCUUUAGUGUUGGAAUGCCCCACAAAGGAAACGAGGCAUAUGGUAUCCUGGGGAUCAAUGGAGCUUCAGGAAUACCCAAUGACACAUGAAAUUUCUGGGACAACUCUGGUGCAGGACAGGGUGAGCAAAUCUCAGCGGAUCCGCCACAGAAGUGUACAAUUCGAAGAUAAUUUUUCAUCGGAAGAGAAUCCAAGAUUAAUUUAUGUUAAUGAUCCAAAGAAGACAAAUGGCAAGUAUGAGUUCACAGGGAAUGAAGUUCGAACCAGCAAGUACACUGUGAUCACAUUCCUGCCGAAGAAUCUUUUCAUCCAAUUUCAUCGGGUUGCUUAUUUGUAUUUUUUAGCUAUUGCUGCUCUGAACCAACUCCCGCCUCUUGCUGUUUUUGGAAGAACAGUCUCUCUUUUUCCUCUCCUGUUUGUGCUUUGUGUCACGGCUUUUAAGGAUGGCUAUGAAGAUUGGCGAAGGCACAGAUCAGAUGAGAAAGAAAACAACCGAGAGGCCCUAGUACUGCAAUCUGGUCAGUUCAGACUGAAGAAAUGGAAAAAGAUAAGAGCUGGUGAGGUUGUAAAAGUAUGUGCCAAUGAGUCUAUCCCGUCUGACAUGGUUUUGUUGGCUACAAGUGAUCCAAGCGGAAUAGCUUACAUCCAAACAAUAAAUUUGGAUGGUGAGUCAAACCUGAAAACUAGGUAUGCUCGGCAAGAAACAGCUUCAACUGUUUUUGAGGAGCACACCAUUUCAGGGCUUGUCAAAUGUGAGCAGCCAAAUAGGAAUAUUUAUGAGUUUACAGCCAAUAUGGAGUUCAAUGGGCAGAGAUUUCCCCUCAGCCAAUCAAACAUCAUCUUGCGUGGGUGCCAGCUGAAAAACACCGAGUGGGUAAUUGGUGUUGUUGUAUAUGCUGGGCCAGAGACAAAAGCAAUGUUGAACAGUACAGCUUCCCCUUCCAAAAGAAGCAGACUUGAAAGCUACAUGAAUAGAGAGACCUUAUGGUUGUCAGUUUUUCUUUUUGUCAUGUGUGCAGUUGUGGCACUUGGGAUGGGUCUUUGGCUUGAACAACAGAGGACUCAGCUUGAUACGUUGCCAUACUACCGGAAAAGAUACUUUACAAAUGGACGCUAUAAUGGGAGAACAUAUAAAUAUUAUGGGAUUGCUAUGGAGACAUUUUUCUCAUUUUUGAGUUCCAUUAUAGUGUUUCAGAUAAUGAUUCCAAUAUCUCUGUAUAUUACCAUGGAGUUGGUCCGGUUAGGACAGUCAUAUUUCAUGAUCGAGGAUAAGCAUAUGUAUGACAGUAGCUCUGAUUCAAGGUUCCAAUGCAGAUCAUUGAAUAUAAAUGAGGAUCUAGGACAGAUACGUUAUGUAUUUUCAGAUAAGACAGGGACACUAACUGAAAACAAAAUGGAAUUCCAGAGAGCCAGCGUAUAUGGAAAGAGUUAUGGGAGCUCCUCUAAUAUCACAGAUGAUUCAAUGCCGGAAGCUUCCAUUUCAGCAGGAGCUGCUGAAAGAAGAUGGAAGCUUAAAUCUGAGAUCAUCGCUGAUACUGAUCUUGUGGAAUUGUUGCAUAAAGACUUAGAUGAAGAUGAGAGAGUGGCCGCACAUGAGUUUUUCCUUACACUGGCAGCUUGUAAUACAGUCAUCCCAAUUCUUAGACGAAGUUCAUGUUCUAGCUGUACAACGAGUGACUUACAUGAAGAAGUUGGAGCUAUUGACUAUCAAGGUGAAUCGCCUGAUGAACAAGCUCUAGUUGCUGCAGCCUCAGCUUAUGGGUACACUCUUAUUGAGCGCACUUCUGGGCACAUUGUGAUUGAUGUCAAUGGUGAGAAACUAAGGUUGGAUGUAUUGGGUCUGCACGAGUUUGAUAGUGUGCGCAAGAGAAUGUCAGUUGUCAUAAGAUUUCCGAACGGUGCUGUAAAAGUUCUGGUGAAAGGCGCUGAUACUUCAAUGUUCAGUAUCUUAGCAAAACAGACAGAUGAGAUUAGUCCUGGAGGCAAUAUAGCUUUUAAUAUAAAAAAUGCAACACAGAGUCAUUUGAUUGAAUAUUCAUCACAAGGUUUACGCACACUUGUUGUUGCUGCAAGGGAUCUUACGGCUGCAGAAUUUGAGGAGUGGCAACACAGGUAUGAGGAGGCAAGCACUUCAUUGACUGAGAGAUCAACAAAACUACGUCAAACUGCAACUCUUAUUGAAUGUAAUUUAAAUCUUCUUGGGGCUACUGGAAUUGAAGACAAACUGCAAGAUGGUGUGCCAGAAACCAUCGAGUCCCUCCGGCAAGCAGGAAUCAAAGUCUGGGUUCUUACUGGAGAUAAGCAAGAGACUGCAAUUUCAAUUGGUCUCUCAUGCAAACUCUUGACACCAGACAUGCAGCAGGUUGUGAUCAAUGGUAAUUCUGAGGAUGAAUGUACACGUCUUUUGGCUGAUGCCAAGUCCAAAUAUGGUGUCAAAUCAGCAAAGUGCAGGAAUAAGGGUCUGAAAUAUAAAAAGAAUUCUGAAAAUGAUUACCUUGAGAUUCCUGAUGAGACGAGAACUUCCAGCGUGUCACAGUUGCAUGCAGGGAAAGCGGUAGGGAUGAAAAGUGCUCCACUAGCUCUGGUAAUUGAUGGGAACAGUCUUGUGUAUAUCUUGGAGAAAGAUCUGGAACCAGAGCUUUUCGAUCUGGCAAUCGCCUGUAAGGUUGUGCUUUGUUGCCGUGUUGCUCCUCUGCAAAAAGCUGGGAUUGUUGAUCUCAUUAAAAGUCGGACUGAUGACAUGACACUGGCGAUAGGUGACGGGGCUAAUGAUGUUUCAAUGAUCCAAAUGGCGGAUGUUGGGGUUGGGUUAUGUGGUCAGGAAGGACGACAAGCAGUGAUGGCAUCAGACUUUGCCAUGGGGCAGUUUCAAUUUCUGAAAAGAUUGCUUCUUGUGCAUGGACACUGGAACUAUCAGCGUGUUGGUUACUUGGUUCUGUACAAUUUCUACCGUAAUGCUGUAUUUGUAAUGAUGCUGUUCUGGUAUAUAUUAUACACAGCAUUUUCAACAACUUCUGCGUUAACAGAUUGGAGUAGUAUGUUAUACUCCGUUCUCUAUACUUCUGUCCCUACCAUUGUUGUUGGUAUUCUGGACAAGGAUCUAAGUCAUAAGACACUACUCCAGCAUCCAAAGCUUUAUGAAGCAGGGCAUAGACAUGAGAGUUACAAUAUGUACCUCUUCUGGAUGACAAUGAUUGAUACUCUAUGGCAGAGUCUUGUUCUUUUUUAUAUACCUUUUUUCAUCUAUAAGGAGAGUUCAAUUGAUAUAUGGAGUAUGGGCAGUCUAUGGACAAUUACGGUGGUUGUUCUUGUGAGUAUUCACUUGGCAAUGGACAUACAACGUUGGGUUUUGGUUACUCAUAUUGCAACUUGGGGAUCUCUAGUCAUGACAUGUGUUUGCAUGGUGAUAUUGGAUUCUAUACCGAUAUUUCCCAAUUACUGGACAAUUUACCAUCUCGUGAAGUCAGCUACCUAUUGGCUCACCAUCUUACUUAUAACUGCCAUAGCAUUGCUCCCUCGAUUUCUUUUCAAAGCUAUACAUCAGUUUUAUUGGCCUUCAGAUAUUCAGAUAGCUAGAGAAGCUGAAAUACUGAGGAAAUGGCCAGGCCAGCUGAGGUCAAAACCAGGUCAAGGUUCAAGUUAACUAGUAUGUUGCUUUCUUGUAGAAGAACUACAAUCCUACAUGGUUCACCAUGAAUUAACUCACCACAUUUGCUCCUUAUGGAGCUGAUCCUCAGGACGUCCACGAUGAGUUUUGCAUGCCAGCAAGCAUAAGGGGAAAUGGAUGAAAGCCAGUAGGAGAUUACUGCCAAGGGGAACAGACACUCAAAUCUGAAGAGCAAGGUCUUGCAGGAAAUGUGUUUGAUGAUGAGAUGAGUCAGAUCGUGAAAUGAAUAAUCAUGGAUUGAUCUUGCAUGUAUUGAAGGUGCGAGGUGCAUAACUGUGGUUGGGGUUGUAUGGAUAUCAUAGGGUUGAAAAUGGCAAGCAGGGGGAAAUACAUAUACAUAAUCUGUGUGUGAUAAGAUGAUCACCGUCUUUCCAUUUUCUUCCCUGAAACAGUGAAAAGGAUGUCGAUUCUAAAGGUUCCAGAGAUUGGGUCCAACCAUCUUCAGUACUAGCACACAUUGUACAAGCCAUGGUGGUAGAUCCACUGAUCGGUAAGCCACAUUACACUGUUGCCCAAGAGUAGCAACACCAGCUGAUACUAACCUGAAUUGUAGAAAUAUAGUUUUGUAUUACUAAUUUUC
Messenger RNA from Telopea speciosissima, 4952 nucleotides. RefSeq names its product phospholipid-transporting ATPase 1-like. The transcript has 8 exons. Lineage: Eukaryota; Viridiplantae; Streptophyta; Magnoliopsida; Proteales; Proteaceae. Gene Ontology annotation, biological process: phospholipid translocation. The record is from RefSeq and is a predicted model, not a curated record. The coding region runs from base 425 to 4348 and encodes 1307 amino acids. Gene Ontology annotation, cellular component: plasma membrane. Gene Ontology annotation, molecular function: ATPase-coupled intramembrane lipid carrier activity; ATP hydrolysis activity; magnesium ion binding.